Molecule: messenger RNA, 1409 nt
Organism: Pomacea canaliculata
Lineage: Eukaryota; Metazoa; Mollusca; Gastropoda; Architaenioglossa; Ampullariidae
Product: sulfotransferase family cytosolic 1B member 1-like
Exons: 6
Coding region: 290-1273 (327 amino acids)
Biological process (GO): sulfation
Cellular component (GO): cytoplasm
Molecular function (GO): sulfotransferase activity
Source: RefSeq, a predicted model, not a curated record
GUCUUGACACAGGCGGAAAAGCAGCUCAGCGGCUCGGCCUGUAGUCGAGGGCGGCGGGCAGUUUGUUACACAUUUCCAUUUGCCGCCUAACAGACUGUCUAACGACCACCAGCACCGCGCGACACGACUUUGCAGCUUUUUCAGAAAUCAUCGUAGGAAAGAUUAUUCCACCAUUGGCUUUGGUUGACGUCUGCUUCUGUCUGCGUCCGCCAUAGUGAAGUGGUUGCAUUACACCACAACUGGUAUCCGCUCGCUUGCGUGUGGUUUCAGCACGUGCAGACGUGCCAGCAUGUCUUCCAUUCAGAAGGAGGAGGAGGAUUCAGGCGACCAGACCAAGGCUGAUGCUAAGGAGGACAUCCCGGCUGGCACCUUACGCUUUCUAGGUCAAGACCCUCGACCUUUCACAUACAUUCUUGAGGGGUGGGCUCUUCCCCCACACUGUCGAGGUUCAAAGAGUUGGGAGGCUCACAUUACCGCACUUCGUAGAUUGCCUCUCCGAAAUGAUGACAUCUUUGUGUUAGCCUAUCCUAAAGCAGGAACUCACUGGCUGUGGGAGGUGAUCUCUAUGCUGAUGCAGGGGAAGGCUGAGUAUGAUGUUCGCCCCAAGGAGCAUUUGAUGGUCGAGAUGACCGAGCUGGACAAACUGACCUCCAUGCCUUCCCCCCGAGUCCUUAACUCACAUUUGCCUUUCUUUAUGCUGCCAUGGCAACAGAUGAAGGAGCGAAGGACGAAGGUAGUGUUCGUGUACCGCAACCCCAAGGACUCGUGCGUGUCCUACUACCACCACCUCGGUGGCAACGAGGACAACGUGGUGCAUGGCAUGGAGUUCAAGGACUUCUGCGAUCUGUUCUUCCAAGAAGAAUGCAACCACGGCAACUACUUCACGCACCUUAAACAAGUUUUCACAUUCACUGUAGAGAACAAAGAUAUGCCUAUGCUGUCAUUGUCUUUCGAAGACAUGAAAAAGAACCCUGUUGAAAAUGUGAAGAAGCUGGCUGUUUUCUUGGAGCUGAAUGUCAGCGACUCUCUGUGUGAAGAGAUCGCCGACGCCUGCAGCUUCAACAACUUGAAGAAGGGGGCAGAACUCAAAGUGCCCGUGCGUCCUCCAGAUAAAGAUGAAGAUGGAGAUAAGAAGAAAAAUUACUCCAAGUUUUAUCGAAAAGGGGAGAUAGGAGACUGGAAGAACUACUUCACGGUGGCCAUGAGCGAAAAAAUGGACGCCAUCAUUAAAGAACGGAUGGAAGGAUUGCCAUAUGUUCUUCAAUAUUCGUGAACUAUGACCUGGUAUAGGUUUCCAUCAAACGCUCGCGAACUUUACUCAUUUCAUAUGAGCGUUUGAUGCAGUUGGUUAACAACGUGUGUCUCGCAUGACAGAACACAUUGGAGUGCAUUGGAUGAAAAUAUAUGGA